UUAUUCAGCCUAUGCAAAUGCAGACCAUACAAUUGUGAUAGGAAAUGGAUUUGGGUCCUCAUCCAGACGCGGCAAGGGCGUCCACACCAUCCCGCAGCAGCAGCAGCAAUGUCGCAUCGGAUCCUCAACACCUCCAAGCCCACGCUGCCGCCGGCGCCGCAGCCUCAGCUCCACCAUCCUCCCCCGCCACCGCCCACGAAGCUCGGCCGCCGUGCCGCCGCGGUCGCGGUCGCCAUCGCGGCCUCGCCGGCACUCCUCGGCGCCGUCUCCCCGUCCGCCCGGGCGCAGGAAGCGGCAGCAGCAGCGUCGGCCUGCAUCGACGAACUGCCGAUCACGGCCAAGGCGUUCCUGGACGUGUCCAUCGGCGGCGAGCCGGCCGGCCGCAUCACGGUGGGCCUGUUCGGCGACGCGGCGCCGGCCGGCGCGGCCCGGUUCCUGUCGCUCGCCACGGGCGUCGGGUACCGGCGCAAGGAGUUCGUGAAGGUGGUGCCCGGGUACGUGCAGCACGCCGGCGUGGUCUCGUACCCGGUCAUCCCGGCGGUGACCGACCGGCUGGCCGCCGAGAUGGAGGCCGCGCGCGCGCGGUGCGGCGGCGGCGCGAUGAACGCGGCGGGGGCGGUGUCGAUCGUGGUGCGGGACCCGAGCCUGCCGCCGCCGAAGCCGAAGCUGGUGGCGCGGGGCGGGCGGCUGAAGAUCGAGGAGGAGCAGGUGGGCGUGGUGCCCAACGGCACCGAGUUCGUGAUCGCCACCAGGGACUCCCCCGAGCUGGACGCGUCGGCGCUGGUGGUGGGCCGCGUCGUCGCCGGCAUGGACGUCGUCGGCAGGAUCGCCGCCGUGGCCACCGUCAAGGAGAACACCGGGUCGGCCUACUUCAAGGUGGCGAAGCUGAUCGGGGACAAGAGAGCGGUGGUCGCAGAGCGAGGGUUCAACCGCCCCUACACCAAGAUCCUAGUCACCAACUGUGGAGUCCUUGAGCAGCA
This is a messenger RNA of Triticum aestivum (bread wheat), 980 nucleotides long. RefSeq names its product peptidyl-prolyl cis-trans isomerase CYP26-2, chloroplastic. Gene Ontology annotation, cellular component: chloroplast. NCBI's taxonomy places the organism in Eukaryota, Viridiplantae, Streptophyta, Magnoliopsida, Poales, Poaceae. Gene Ontology annotation, biological process: protein peptidyl-prolyl isomerization. Gene Ontology annotation, molecular function: peptidyl-prolyl cis-trans isomerase activity. The record is from RefSeq and is a predicted model, not a curated record.